AUGUUCUUCAAACGUCGGUCCCGAGCCAAUUCUUACGUCGACAACAGUGAGAACCCGCGCUCGCAGUCAUUCGACGAUUACACAGAUAAGCGCCCCGAGUCGAGCCGUAAGGAGUCCCACCACAGCCAGCCCUUCUCCCCUACCGAGGAGCCGGACAUGUAUCCCCGCCAGCAGCAACCCCAAGAGCCGACGUACGCGCAGAGUGCUCCCCCAACCCACAACAACAUGCCCAUCCGCUCCCAGCAGGUGCCCCCGACCGGCAGCAGCGCCCCGAUGGGGCUCGGCAUGCCCGACCUCAUCACCGCUGCCUUCAACCAGGCCGUCCAGCCCUACACGGAGAAGAUCGAGCAGCUCGAGAGCCAGCUCGCCGACAUGCAGAACUGGGUCGACCAGCUCGAGCAGCAGCGCGCCGAGGUGCACAACUGGAUCGACAAGCGCGGACUGCGCCCAGAUGUUCCUGCCUCAAUUGCUAAGAUCAUGGACACAACUACCGCCGAUGCCGCGCCCACACUCAACGCCCAGCUCGACCGCAAGAUCACCAUCGUCAACUUCGACCUGCACCGCCUGCAGGACGACCUCAACGACUCCAUCUCCUCGUCACACUUCGCCUCGGCCAUGCUGAAGUUCCUGCCCGACAUCCAGCGCCUGACACUGCUCCCGUCCGGCCCGCGCUACGCCUUCGACCUCAUCCUGAAGCUCGGCGGCAACCUCAACUCCCACGGCGGCAUCGACAGUGCCGACGCCGGCGACAUAGCAGCCCGCCGCGACUUCUACAACCGCCUCGACGAGACCAUGGUCGAUGUCGUGCAGCGCCGCUUCGGCGAGGGCGAGGGCUGGGACGUCAAGCGCGAGAUCAAGCGCAUCGAGAAGACGGCCAGCUACCUCAAGACCUACGGCGUCGAGCCAUACUUCCCCUCAACGCUUGAGAUGAUGAAGCGCGAGAUGGAGUUCCAGCCGCACCCCAACGGCGGUGUUCCCAAUGGCGGAACAGGAACCCCACCGCGGUACCAUUAG
Messenger RNA from Alternaria metachromatica, 1014 nucleotides. RefSeq lists its product as uncharacterized. The transcript has 3 exons. Lineage: Eukaryota; Fungi; Ascomycota; Dothideomycetes; Pleosporales; Pleosporaceae. The coding region runs from base 1 to 1014 and encodes 337 amino acids. The record is from RefSeq and is a predicted model, not a curated record.